This is a messenger RNA of Striga asiatica, 456 nucleotides long. Lineage: Eukaryota; Viridiplantae; Streptophyta; Magnoliopsida; Lamiales; Orobanchaceae. The record is from the annotation of a GenBank genome assembly.
AUGGAGUACAAAAAGGAAAUCAAAAUAGAUAAAAUUGGGCUGCGUAUUCAGGCUCAGCCCAUCAAGUUAGGCUGCGCCCAAAUAAAAUCUGGUAAGCCUUUCUUCCGUUCGUGCAGCACACCGACCGAACGACCGUCUUUUGGCCAGAACCACAAUUCGAGGAGCAGCCAUCCGAAUCCACAUCCCAGCCGCCCGGAGGAAAAAUUCCACAGCAAAACCCGAGCAGCACUCGCCGCCUCCGAAACUGACAGCAUGUGGCGGCCAGUGGCCACCGCAUCCUCUCGUUUUUACCAAGUACAGCAACUGAACUUUUGGAACGGCAAAAUCAAGAAAAAUGGCAACAUCACAGUCGAGCCAAACUCUCCAAUUCCGAAUAGCGAACAACUGGGAUGGACCGGUUGUGAUUUUUUGGCGGGCCGCAUGUUUCAUUAUGCAGCUGUUGGGCUUGGGCCUAGG